AUGGGUCUGAAGAAUGUGGAGAUCAUGAUUCCCUUCGUCCGCACCCUGGAGAUGGCCAAGGACGUCAAUGAAGUGCUGGCGUCUCGGCUGGUGAACCGCACGCUGGAGAAGAACGGUCUGAAGCGAGGUGAAGAUGGGCUCAAGGUGAACAUGAUGGCAGAACUACCCAGCAACGUGUUUUUGGCGGAGGAGUUCCUGGAGUACUUUGAUGGCUUCUCCAUUGGGAGCAACGACCUCACGCAGCUCACCUUGGGCUUGGACCGUGACUCAGGGCUGGUGGCCCAGUACUUCGAUGAGCGAAACCCUGCAGUGAUGAAGGGCUUGGAGACGUUGAUCAAGGCGGCAAAGGCCAAGGGCAAGUACGUGGGCAUCGGCGGCCAGGGUCCCUCGGAUCAUCCGGACCUGGUGAAGUGGCUCAUGGAGCAGGGCAUCGACUCCGUGUCACUGAACCCUGACUCGGCAGCUCGGUCGAACCUGCUGGGGCUUCGGGAACCAGCUCGUGCCCCCAACAAGGAUGAUAAGGUACAAGAGCCUGGUGGCGAGAAAAAUGAACCCGAAGACGAGAAGCCCAUGAUCGGUUUCCGCUGUGGACGGAUGCCUUCUUCGCCACAGAAUUGGAGUUCCUUCCGCGACGCCAUGGAAUUACCUGGAAUUCCAGAUGCCAAAGAGCCAGAUGGCCCUGAAGAUGGCAUCGUGGUGCUUGAGAACGACUUGGGAGCAGCCAUUGAGGUGACGUUGGACCAAGAGUUGAAGGUGCUCUACCCACGGAAAAGUUGGAGCUUCGACAUCACCCGAGCAUCUGACAAGCUGAUGAAAGUUCACUGCAGGGAUUCCCCCAGCAUCUUCGGGACUCGGCGCGUCGAAGACAGCUCGACGCUUCGUGGAUCGGAGAGUUUCGGUUUUUUCGGCAUUGAGGUCUUUGAUUUCUUGCAAAAGGAUCGGGAGGAGGUGGAUCGAGAGAAGUCCCUGCAGCAGGAACGGAAAAAGAGAAUGGAAGGGCAACUUGAAAUUCUACACCUGAUUAUUGGUUAUGGCUGCUUCCCCUUGUUUUUCCUCUGCACAGCAGUGUUCUUGGUCGUCCUGGUGCUAUUGACGUGUUUGGACCCCGAGGACGUUGACUCCGCAGCGGUGCUGUGCUUGGGCCUGGUGCUGUCGCUGGCUGUUUUGUCCUGUUGCAGCUUCACUGCUCAGACUGCUAGUCUCAGAUGUCCAGGUCCACGUCAGAAAGUGUUGGCAUAUUAUGCACCCUUCGGCUGUUGCUUCCUGGGCAGCGUUACUGUGACGAUAGCCAUUGUGAGGUAUGUGAUGGCUGGAUUCUGGUGGACCGUGCUGGCAGCUGGGCUGCCGUGCUGUUGCAUGUCUACUUGGGCGGGUCUGGCGUGCUGGGGCGGCUCCUUCGAGGAGGCUAUCAAAGAUGCUGAGAGGUCUGAGAAGAAGUCAGUUUCCAAUCGGACCAUAGUGUUUCACGGCAAAGUUCGUCCAGGUACCGGCAGAUGUGUGUGCUCAUGGCCAGGCAAGUACGAGUCUGCUUGGGACGCCCUGGUCACAGGCAGCCGCAGUGGCGACAUUAGUGCAGCAGUGGUCUUCCUGCCCAAGGGUUCAAAGGAUUUCGGCAGCCACGACGUCAUCCCGGAAGAGGAAAGGCUACAGGGCAGCUGCUGGUGCGUUCCCCUUUAUGGGGAGCCAAAGCCGUGGGGUUGCCGUUGGUGGACAAAGUGGAUUGCAAACAUUGAAAGAGCGCAUGGGGAAGGCGCGGAAAUGGGGGUUUACUUCUUCAAGGGCAUGAAGGGUAAAGGGAAAGUUCAGGAUUUCUCAACGGCUGGUGCAGAGCAUUUGAGGCGAGAUGCCAUUCUAGCCAAGAAACAGGACUUCUUCCAUUCGCAAGCAUUUUCCAACGCAUGCCACGAAGGGAUUGAAGACCUUUCGAAAGACCCACGUGGAGACUCUUCCUCGCAGUACUCGCGCGAGGUGCAACGGCUCUUUUUGGCGUGGCUUCCAGAGGAAGAACGCCACUUCAUGGAGGCAUCUGAAGGUCUUGGGAAUUCACAGAAGGCCGAAGUAGCAUGGCUUGAACGGAAGGGCUAUGCGUACACAGAGGUGGAAGUGGACAUCUCCCAUUGGCCAAGCCACUUCUGGGAGGAGACUGCGUUGGACGUCAAUGAAGUGCUGGCGUCUCGGCUGGUGAACGAGCAGGAGAAGAACGGUCUGAAGCGAGGUGAAGAUGGGCUCAAGGUGAACAUGAUGGCAGAGCUGCCCACUUUUUUUUUGGCGGAGGAGUUCCUGGAGUACUUUGCAUCUUGGCAGUACCAACUUGAUGGCUUCUCCAUUGGGAGCAACGACCUCACGCAGCUCACCUUGGGCUUGGACCGUGACUCAGGGCUGGUGGCCAAGUACUUCGAUGAGCGAAACCCUGCAGUGAAGGGCUUGGAGACGUUGAAGGCGGCAAAGGCCAAGGGCAAGUGGGGCGGCCCAAGUGCCUGUUCAGAUGGGUGGAGGAUGACACAAGAUUCACAAGAUCCUGAGAUGUUGGUGGCUUCCCAGUACGUGGGCAUCGGCGGCCAGGGUCCCUCGGAUCAUCCGGACCUGGUGAAGUGGCUCAUGGAGCAGGGCAUCGACUCCGUGUCACUGAACCCGACUCGGCAGCUCGGUCGUCAUUCCAACCUGGCAGUUCUUGGCAAAGUGAGGGACCGGUCCGGUCUUCGUGCUCCCUGGUGGUCCGGAUCUCUGUCCAUCUCCAGUCGGCUCAAGAUGACCACGGUGCAAUGGGCAACCAACGAGCCUGAAGUGGUGUUGAUUCUUUGGAGUCUCAGUGCAGUUCUCUCCGAGAGGCAUCAUGGCGGUCCACAACAAGAUGUCGUGGCGCAGGCACCCAGGGCACCCAAAACCCCCAGGGCCCCCAGCUCGCCGCGGAUCGUGACGGCCAGCGCUCUACAACAUGUGACGGAGCGGUACAAGAGCCUGGUUGGUGGCGAGAAUGAACCCGAAGACGAGAAUCACAUGAUCGGUUUCGGCGGCUGCGGUCGGCUGCCUUCUUCGCCAUGGAAUUGGAGUUCCUUCCACAACGCCAUGGAAUUACCUGGAAUUCCAGAUGCCAAAGAGCCAGAUGGCCCUGAAGAUGGCAUCGUGGUGCUUGAGAACAACUUGGGAGCAGCCAUUGAGGUUACGCUGGACCAAGAGGUCAAGAUGCUCUACCCAGGGAAAAGUUGGAUCUUCGGCAUCACCGGAGCAUCUGACAAGCUGAUGAAAGUUCACUGCAGGGAUGACCCCAGCAUUCUUGGGACUCGGCAGGUCGAAGACGGCUUGACGCUUCGUGCAUCGGAGAGUUUCGGGUCUUUCGGCGUUCAGGUCGUGGAUUUCUUGCAUAAGGAACAGGAGGAGGUGGAACGAGAGAAGUCCCUGCUGCAGGACCCCGAAGACUACGAGGCCUCCCCAGAGCUGCAUUGCUUGGCACUGGUGCUGGGGCUGGUUGGCCUAUGCAUUUGCAGCUUCAUUGUUUGUGAUGGCUGGAUUCUGGUGGGCCGUGCUGGCAGCUGGACUGCCGUGCUGUUGCAUCUCUACUCUCAUGUGUGUGUGUGUAUGCGUUUCUCCUCUGAGCAUUUUAUCGAGAUGGGUGAGAGGCUUGACAAGGAGGCAGUUGCCAAUCGGACCAUUGUGUUCGAAGGCAAAGUUCGUCCAGGCACCGGCAAAUGUGUGUGCUCAUGGCCAGGCAAGUACGAGUCUGCUUGGGACGCCCUGGUCACAGGCAGCCGCAGUGGCGACAUCAGUGCAGCGGUGGUCUUUCUCCCAGAGGGUUCAAAGCAUUUCGGCCGCCACGACGCUAUCCCCAAAGGGGAAAAGCUACAGGGCAGCUGCUGGUGCGUUCCCCUUUAUGGGGAGCCAAAGCCGUGGGGUUGCCGUUGGUGGACAAAGUGGAUAGCAAACAUCGAAAGUGCACGCAGGGAAGGCGCUGAAAUGGAGGUUUACUUCUUCAAAGGCAUGAAGGGUAGAGGUAAAGUUGAGGAUUUCUCAACGGCCGGCGAAGAGCACUUGAGACGAGAAGCCAUUCAAGCCAAGAAACAAGACUUCUUCCAUUCGCAAGCAUUUUCCAACGCAUGCGACGAAGGGAUUGAAGGCCUUUCGAAAGACCCACGUGGAGACUCUUCCUCUGGGUACUCGCGCGAGGUGCAACGGCUCUUUUUGGCGUGGCUUCCAGAGGAAGAACGCCACUUCAUGGAGGCAUCUGAAGGUCUUGGGAAUUCACAGAAGGCCGAAGUAGCAUGGCUUGAACGGAAGGGCUAUGCGUACACUGAAGUCGAAGUGGACAUCUCCCAUUGGCCAAGCCACUUCUGGGAGGAGACUGCGUUGAUUCUAGUUGAUUCAGCACGGCAGUUGGCCAAGCCACCUGCUUCUGAGUCUGAGGAAACUGCGCUGGCUGUGAAGAUGGUCCGCGGAGAGAUGGGUCUGAAGAAUGUGGACAUGAUUCCCUUCGUCCGCACCCUGGAGAUGGCCAAGGACGUCAAUGAAGUGCUGGUACAAGAGCCUGGUGGCGAGCAGAAUGAACCUUCUUCGCCAUGGAAUUGGAGUUCCUUCCACAACGCCAUGGAAUUACCUGGAAUUCCAGAUGCCAAAGAGCCAGAUGGCCCUGAAGAUGGCAUCGUGGUGCUUGAGAACAACUUGGGAGCAGCCAUUGAGGUUACGCUGGACCAAGAGGUCAAGAUGCUCUACCCAGGGAAAAGUUGGAUCUUCGGCAUCACCGGAGCAUCUGACAAGCUGAUGAAAGUUCACUGCAGAGAUGACCCCAGCAUUCUUGGGACUCGGCAGGUCGAAGACGGCUUGGCGCUUCGUGCAUCGGAGAGUUUCGGGUCUUUCGGCAUUGAGGUCGCGGAUUUCUUGCAAAAGGAGCAGGAGGAGGUGGAACGAGAGAAGUCCCUGCUGCAGGAACGGAAAAAGAGAAUUGAAAAGGAACUUGAAAAAGAACGCUUGAGGCGUCUGUGUUUAAGCAUCCCCUCCACAGCAUUUUGCUUAAGCUUCCUGGUGCUAUUGACGUAUGAGGACCCCGAAGACUACGAGGCCUCCCCAGAGCUGCGUUGCUUGGCACUGGUGCUGGGGCUGGUUGGCCUAUGCAUUUGCAGCUUCAUUGCUCAGACUGUUGGUCUCAGAUUUUCAGGUUCACGAUGGAAAAAGUUGGCGUACUAUGCACCCUACGGCUGUUUCGUCCUGGGCGGCCUUACUGUGAUCAUAGCCAUCGUGAGGUUUGUGAUGGCUGGAUUCUGGUGGGCCGUGCUGGCAGCUGGACUGCCGUGCUGUUGCAUCUCUACUCUCAUGUGUGUGUGUAUGCGUUUCUCCUCUGAGCAUUUUAUCGAGAUGGGUGAGAGGCUUGACAAGGAGGCAGUUGCUGAGCGGACCAUCGUGUUUGAAGGCGAAGUUCUUCCAGGCACCGGCAAGUGUGUUUGCUCAUGGCCAGGCAAAUACGAGUCUGCUUGGGACGCCCUGGUCACAGGCAGCCGCAUUGGCGACAUCAGUGCGGCGGUGGUCUUUCUCCCAGAGGGUUCAGAGCAUUUCGGCCGCCACGACACAAUUCCCGAAGAGGAAAAGCUACCCGGCACGUGCUGGUGCGUUCCACUUUAUGGGGAGCAGAAGCCGUGGGGUUGCGGCUGGUGGACACAGUGGAUUGCAAACAUCGAAAGAGCGCGCAGAGAAGGCGCGGAAAUGGAAGUGUACUUCUUCAAAGGCAUGAAGGGCAGAGGGAAAGUUAACGAUUUCUCAACGGCCGGUGAAGAGAACUUGAGGCGAGAAGCCAUUCAAGCCAAGAAACGGCGCUUCCUCCAGUCGCAAGCAUUCUCCAAUGCAUGCCACGAAGGGAUUGAAGGCCUUUCGAAAGACCCACGUGGAGACUCUUCCUCGCAGUACUCGCGCGAGGUGCAACGGCUCUUUUUGGCGUGGCUUCCAGAGGAAGAACGCCACUUCAUGGAGGCAUCUGAAGGUCUUGGGAAUUCACAGAAGGCCGAAGUAGCAUGGCUUGAACGGAAGGGCUAUGCGUACACUGAAGUCGAAGUGGACAUCUCCCAUUGGCCAAGCCACUUCUGGGAGGAGACUGCGUUGAUUCUAGUUGAUUCAGCACGGCAGUUGGCCAAGCCACCUGCUUCUGAGUCUGAGGAGACUGCGCUGGACGUCAAUGAAGUGCUGGCGUCUCGGCUGGUGAACGAGCAGGAGAAGAACGGUCUGAAGCGAGGUGAAGAUGGGCUCAAGGUGAACAUGAUGGCAGAGCUGCCCAGCAACGUUUUUUUGGCGGAGGAGUUCCUGGAGUACUUCGCAUCUUGGCAGGGUGUGCCUGGAGAAUGCCCGGCUGCAGGGCAGAGUGAAGUCACUGUCCAUAUCGGACAAUGGAGAACUUGGAAAGAGGAGGAACUCAUGGAGACAGCGCCCGACGGGUAUGGGCGUGAAGCAAAAGCCCUCUUGAGCCAGUACUUCAAAAAGGAAGACCUCUACAAAGGAGGUGGCGCUGGAUCAGGGCUCCCCUGGGCGACCCAAAGGCAAGGAAUUUUGAACCUGGGCAAACGCCGCGAUGACGAGGAGCGCCGCCCCAAGAAGGGCGAGGAUCAAAAGAAAGAUGAGGACUCCGAAAGUGAAAAGGUGAGAAAGGUGAGUCGGCUGGAGAAACAGCUGAAGGAGUUGAAAGCGAGUCUGAAGGAUGCCCGGGACAAGAAAAGCCCGGUGGAUAAGAAACGGAAGAAAGAGCGCUCCCCAGCUGGAAGCCACAAAGAUGGGCGGAAGAAGGGCGCUCAUCCCUUUGAUAAAGGGGGGCUCGAUCCAGAGAAGGACCUAGUCUCAGAUGUCGACUGGGACCCUGAUGAUGCUGAACGAGAAAGCGGAUCUGAGACUGGAUCAGAGAGGUCGUCUUCGCCGGAGCGCAAGGCGGCCAAAGAGAAGACCCAAAAGGAGCGCACGAAAAGGCGCUCGAAGCGCAAUGAGAAGAAGGAUAAGAAGAAGUCCCGAAAGUCAGACAAGAAGAGAAAAGGCCGUGAGCGGCUUGACCGGGACAAAGGCCCCUUCGGGGUAGGUGAGACAAGACGCCUUCCACGUGAGGAAAGUGGAAGUGAGAGCGAAGGCGAGAGCUCGUCCAGUGACCGAUCGAGCCAGUCUUUUCGCAAAGCCCCCUCGGGCCUGACCCUGCAUCUCCGGCUGCAGAGGUACGCUCAGCGGCACCCGGGUCGCUUGGCAACUCGCUUAUUGCAACGCAUGGAGCGAGCAACGAGGUUCGAGGGGGCGUCAAUUCCAACCGGGACCAAGGGCAGCAAAGUGGUUCCCUGCGCCCUGAGCUACUACCUGGCCAUACUAGUGCCCUCUCUCAAGGAGAGGUGGAACCAGCGCACCCAACGGGAGAUGAGGAUAUGGUCAGAGGUGCUGGACAUGCUGGCAAUGGGGCGCGGGUCAACAGCAGCAGACCUGGUCGCUCAAAGAUUAAAGGCACUCGAGCAGUCCGUGGUCGACGGAAACACGUGGAAAAAGGCAAAGUUUUUGGAGCUCGUGGCCGAGGAGUCAGGCAUGGCCGACAAAGGAGAAGAACAAAUGAUGGUCAAGGAGGCCGAGCUCGAGGAUCGGUUUCGGGGGCGAACUCCGUGGAGCUCCCAGCGAUGGGACGAGAGUCCAGCACCCAAAGGAAAGGGGCCAAGAGAAAGCAGAGAAAAAGAAGAGAUCCCUGAAGAAGACCCUCGGCAAGAGGAGAGUGGAGAUAUGGAUGGCUCAGACAAAUCCGCCGAGUCUGGAAUGUCCUUCCAUCAAGCUUGGGAGGCUGUCUUGGCGGGAGGACUUCAUUUCUCACAGGUGGGAACAGUAAUGAUUGACCUGCUGAAGAAACAAGGAACGGCCUUGGGGAAGUUUCAACAGAAAUUAGCAAAACACGCUGUGGCCCCCUCAGAGCCCGGAGCUCGAAGGGAGAUACUCCCCAUUUCCCUUGAGGCCGUGAAGGAGUUCCUCGCCGUCCCAGAGGGGACACGAGACUGGGUCAUCUUUAUCUGCAUGGUAUUCAACUUUCAAUUCUGCUCGGGUUAUUCCAGCCCGAAGUAUAUGAUUCAUCAUACAACGCUGAACGAAAAACAGCGGCACCUGCUGAAGAGUCAUCUCCAGCCCGCAGUGGAGAGAUUCCUGGAAGGAAAUCCGGUUCUCCCGCCCUCAUCAAAAGUUGAAGAAGAGCUGAGGCGCAAAGGGCAGGACUUCCUGGAGGGGGAGACCCUGAGGCAGGUGGUGACUCCGAUGGCCAGCAUUUUACCCUCAGAGGAGUGGCCCAAGGAGCUCCCUAAGAGCUAUGUGAGAGCAACAGAUGAAACGUGGCAAAACUGGUUGAAGAAGGUUACAAGAGAGGACUGUUUCAACAUUGUCCUGAAAAUGAGAGGCCAAGUGCGGCAACGUUUCAUUUCCAUCUUCUGCCCGCUAAAUGCGGUGAGCCGCAAGAUUGAGGGGGACGAAAGCACCCUCCCGUACGUUGGGCAGGUGCAUCUUCUUCACAUCCCCGAUGAAUGUGAAAUUGUUGUCGAUUCUGAGGAUAUGACAUCCGCCUUCAACCUUUUCAAGAUGCCCGAGGGCUGGCGGGGGCUGUUUGUGUACGAGAAGACAGCACCGGCGCAUUGCCUGGGACUUUCUGGAGAAGAGCCAGUUUAUGUUGCACUUCGCACGGUGCCCAUGGGAUGGAUCAGCGCGGUCGGCGUCGUGCAGGCCGCGAUCCGGCACCUGGCAUUUAAAAUUGCCAAACUGCCUGCAGAAGCAGAGAUCCAGAAAUGGAAGGAAAUCCCUGAGGCAGACAAGCUGCUUCUCUACCUGGACUCUGUAGACCAGCUCAGGCUGGUCUCAAAGACCAUGGUCGCUGUGCAUGAAAAUGAGGCCUCCGAGGAGCACAAGAAGUUCAAAAAGGCAUGUGAGGACAGGGGACUCCCAACCAAUGCCGCUAAGGCACUGGCUGGGUCACUGGUCGGCUCUUUACAGGGCGGUGAGCUGCGCUCACGAGCUGGGGUGUUCAUGCUGCAGUUAGAAAAGAUGAGGAUGAACAUCGCCAUGGUCCUCAACCUCCUCAGCAAGGAGCAGUGGGAUGGUCAAGCAACAUCAGGAUUGUUAGGCAGACUGGUGUUCGCCGCGGCUUUUCGCCGGCCCAUCCUGUCGGCUCUAGAGGAUGUGUUUCUGCAGUUCAAGCACCAGAGGGGGACCCAAAAGCCAACACCUCGGGUUGUAGAUGAGAUGACUUGCAUGGUGGGCCUGGUACCGAUGGCGUUCACAUGUGUCAGAGCGCCCAUUUACCGCAAGCUGAGUGCCACUGAUGCAUCGCCUACAGGGGCAGGGUCAUGCACGGCAACGCAACUGAAGCGACGGCUGGGUACUCCUAACCCUCAGGUGGUCUGGUGUUGCAUCUGCCGCUCAGACAUGGGCGAGGCCAUUGGAAGUGGAGAGGACAUGGAGUGCCCCUUCGGAUGCGGAAGCCGCGUUUGCUCGCUGCACUGCUAUCAAGAGCAUCGUGACACGUGUGAGUGCAACAGCAAAGCUUUGCCGCUGUUCAGCGAGAGGUGGUCUGGAGGCAACUGCCCACUGAGCAAAGCCAUGCUCCGAGAAGGAUUUGAUGUGGCUUUGCCGUAUGACCUGAAGAUAAGGCCUGAGAUGGAAUUCUUCUCAGAAGAAGGCAAAGCUAUCUGGAAGGGCCUUGAUGACUCCCCGGUGGAGGUGGAGCACCAUGCUCCGGAUUGUAAGACCAUGAGUCGGGCGCGAGGCCGCCCCUUCUGGAUUGGGAACCAGCGGUAUGACGGCCCCCCAGCUUUGCGGGAUGAACGCCACGUCAUGGGAUUUCCCAACCUGCGCGGAGAGAAGGCCGUGCGAGUGAGGCAGGGCAACAAGAUGGCAUUGAAAAGUGUGGCCCGCUGUGCGGAGCUUGAUGAUGCUGGCAAGCUCUUCUCAUUGGAGCACCCCUGGAGGAGUUUCCUUUGGUAUAUGCGCCAGACAGUGGAGUUGGCGUCCAGGCCAGGGGUGGUUAUGGCAGUGUACUCCAGCUGCUGUUUCGGCGGAUCAAGACAGAAGUGGACAGCGGUCCUCACCAACAGCCCCGCGAUCUAUGAGGCCCUGCACAGGCCAGACUGCCCACACGGCAUGCAUGCAGAUUACCAGCCCUACUUCGACUCAGAGGGGUGGGUAAUCUAUCCGACCGAGGAAGCGGCGGAGUACCCGCCCGGCAUGGUGGAAGCCUAUGCAAAGGGGGUGCGCCGACAUUUCGAAAACACCAACCAGUGGCCCGAUGAGGAGGCCUUCCGCGUCCAAUGCAUUGCAAAGGAGCUGAGCAAAUAUUCACGUUUCACAGAUGAAGAGCUGAAGAUGAAGGUUGCCCAGCUCAUUUUGCAGCUGGAGAAAAAGCUGACGACCGGAAAGGAGGGCCAAGCACUGUACGACCUCCUGAAAAAUGGGCAUUAUCGAGGCACCGACAUCAGACUGUUUGUCGAGCACAACAGUGCCCGCGAGCUGUUGCCAUAUCCGGCUUACCGGUGGCUCUGGCGCGACACUUUGAGUUUCCGAUGGAAACAGGAAAGCCACAUUAAUGAACUGGAGGGCCAAGCCCUCGUGGCCCAUGUCCGCCGCCUCCUUCGGGAACAAGAGGUGACCCAUGUGCGGGUCAUGGUCGUCGUAGACUCCCAGGUGUUGUUUUACGCCGUUGGAAAAGGACGCAGCCCUGCAAAGCGUAUCAACAGGUCGCUCCACAGCUACCAAAGAGCCUUGCUCCAUUUCUUUGAAUGGAUGGAUGAGGAAGAGAUACGCAUGCCAUCCAGAUAUCCAGAUCUGGAUGAGACACUGGCUGCAUACCUAGAACAUCUCUGGCUUGAUGAUUUUAACAUCACCUAUGCCGGCCAUACUUUGAGUGCUCUUCGUCGUUUCUACCCCCAGCUCCGGUACAGACUACCAGUGGCCAGGCAAUUUUUCUCCAACUGGAAAAGCAUCCAUGUCCCGCGACAAGCGGUUCCUAUGCCUGCGAGCAUUGCUCUCGCCUUGGCUGGGGUGGCUUUAGCUGUCAAGGAGCUUAACCUGGCCCUGGUAUUUUUGUUGGGUUUCACCGCAUUUCUGCGAACAGGGGAAAUGGUCAACCUCCGUUUUACCCAAAUACAAGUGCACGAAUUCAAUGGCCAAAUCAUCUUGGCCCUGCCAGCCACCAAAACCUCAAAGAACAAAAUGGAAAGUGUGGCUGUGAAUGACCAAUUGCUGGCAAGUCUAACCGCCCACGCGGCCGCCACAGCCGGUGGAGAUUCUCUCCUCAACCUUACUGCAAACCAAUUCCGCCGGCAGCUUUCUCUCCUGUUAGAAGUGCUCCAAUUGGAGCAAGAAAAAUUUACAGGUUACUCUAUCCGUCGUGGCGGUGCAUCCCAUGCCUUUGCCACUGGUCAACACUUUGAUCAGAAACCCGGCGGGCCCGGUGGCUUCUCCGUUGGGAGCAACGACCUCACGCAGCUCACCUUGGGCUUGGACCGUGACUCAGGGCUGGUGGCCCAGUACUUCGAUGAGCGAAACCCUGCAGUGAAGGGCUUGGAGACGUUGAAGGCGGCAAAGGCCAAGGGCAAGUGGGGCGACCCAAGUGCCUGUUCAGAUGGGUGGAGGGUGACACAAGAUUCACAAGAUCCUGAGAUGUUGGUGGCUUCCCAGAAUCAGCCUUUCAAGGUCACCCUUCGUAUAGGUCCUAUGUGCAAGAUGUACGUGGGCAUCUGCGGCCAGGGUCCCUCGGAUCAUCCGGACCUGGCGAAGUGGCUCAUGGAGCAGGGCAUCGACUCCGUGUCGCUGAACCCCGACUCGGCAGCUCGGUCGAACCUGCUGGGGCUUCGGGAACCAGCUCGUGCCCCCAACAAGGAUGAUAAGGAUGGCUUCUCCAUUGGGAGCAACGACCUCACGCAGCUCACCUUGGGCUUGGACGGUGACUCAGGGCUGGUGGCCCAGUACUUCGAUGAGCGAAACCCUGCAGUGAAGGGCUUGGAGACGUUGAAGGCGGCAAAGGCCAAGGGCACGUGGGGAUCCCCAAGCACCCAGGGCGCCCAGGGCCCCCAACUCGCCGUGGCUCGUGACGGCCAGCCUGUCACGGAGCGGCCUGGCAAAGAUCAGGAAAUGUACAGCCUGAUUGGUGGUGAGAAUGAAUCCGAAGACGAGAAUCCCAUGAUCGGUUUCCGCGGCUGCGGUCGGCUGCCUUCUUCGCCAUGGAAUUGGAGUUCCUUCCACAACGCCAUGGAAUUACCUGGAAUUCCAGAUGCCAAAGAGCCAGAUGGCCCUGAAGAUGGCAUCGUGGUGCUUGAGAACAACUUGGGAGCAGCCAUUGAGGUGACGUUGGACCAAGAGGUAAAGGUGCUCUACCCACGGAAAUGUUGCGGCUUCGACGUCACCCGAGCAUCUGACAAGCUGAUGAAAGUUCGCUGCAGGGAUGACGCCAGCAUCUUCGGGACUCGGCGCGUCGAAGACGGCUUGACCCUUCGUGCAUCGGAGAGUUUCGGGUCUUUUGGCGUUGAGGUCGCGGAUUUCUUGCAAAAGGAGCAGCACGAGGUUGAUCGAGAGAAGUCCCUGCUGCAGGAGCGGAAAAGGAGAAUGGAAAAGGAACUUGAGAAACAACGCAGGAUAGAGGUGUUCUGUUGCUUCCCGAUCUGGUCCUCCUACACAGCACUGUGCUUGGGCCUCCUGGUGCUAAUGACGUGUUUGGACCUCGAAGGCGCGGCCCUCGCAGCGCUGCUGUGCUCGUUCCUGGUGCUGGGGCUGGCUGGCCUGCGCUUCAUCAGCUCCACUGCUCUGACUGAUGGUCUCAGAUUUUCAGGUCCACGACGGAAAGUGUUGGUAUAUUAUGGCAGCUACGGCUGUUUCUUCCUGGGCUCCAUUACUGUAGCCAUAGCCAUCGUGAGGUGUGUGAUGGCUGGAUUCUGGUGGACCGUGCUGGCAGCUGGCCUGCCGUGCUGUUACAUGUCUACUCACAUGUGUAGGUCGUGGUUGUCGAAUGCCUCCUUCGAGGAGAUGAUCAAACAUGUUGAGAGGCUUGACAAGGAGGCAGUUGCCAAUCGGACCAUCGUGUUUCACGGCAAAGUUCUUCCAGGCACCGGCAAAUGUGUUUGCUCGUGGCCAGGCAAAUACGAGUCUGCUUGGGACGCCCUGGUCGCCGGUAGCCGCAGUGGCAACAUCAGUGCAGCAGUGGUCUUCUUGCCCGAGGGUUCAAAGCACUUCGGCAGUCACGACGUUAUCCCGGAAGAGGAAAGGCUACAGGGCAGCUGCUGGUGUGUUCCCCUUUAUGGGGAGCCAAAGCCGUGGGGUUGCCGUUGGUGGACAAAGUGGAUAGCAAACAUCGAAAGGGCGCACAGAGAAGGCGCGGAAAUGGAGGUUUACUUUUUCAAAGGCAUGAAGGGCAGAGGGAAAGCUCAGGAUUUCUCAACGGCUGGUGAAGAGCAUUUGAGGCGAGAUGCCAUUCAAGCCAAGAAACAGGAGUUCUUCCAGUCGCAAGCAUUUUCCAACGCAUGCCACGAAGGGAUUGAAGGCCUUUCGAAAGACCCACGUGGAGACUCUUCCUCGCAGUACUCGCGCGAGGUGCAACGGCUCUUUUUGGCGUGGCUUCCAGAGGAAGAACGCCACUUCAUGGAGGCAUCUGAAGGUCUUGGGAAUUCACAGAAGGCCGAAGUAGCAUGGCUUGAACGGAAGGGCUAUGCGUACACAGAAGUGGAAGUGGACAUCUCCAAGGCAGUUGGCCAAGCCACUUGCUUCUGGGAGGAGACUGCGCUGGCUGUGAAGAUGGUCCGUGGAGAGAUGGGUCUGAAGAAUGUGGACAUGAUUCCCUUAGUCCGCACCCUGGAGAUGGCGAAGGACGUCAAUGAAGUGCUGGACUUCUUCCAGACGCAAGCAUUUUCCAACGCAUGCGACGAAGGAAUUGCAGGCCUUUCGAAAGACCCACGUGAAGACUCUUCUUCGCCGUACUCGCGGGAGGUGCAGCGGCUCUUUUUGGCGUGGCUUCCAGAGGAAGAACGCCACUUCAUGGAGGCAUCCGAAGGUUUCGGGAAUUCACAGAAAGCCGAAGUAGCAUGGCUUGAACGGAAGGGCUAUGCUUACACUGUUACACUGAAGUGGAAGUAG
Cladocopium goreaui is the source of this 14085-nucleotide messenger RNA. The record is from the annotation of a GenBank genome assembly. Lineage: Eukaryota; Dinophyceae; Suessiales; Symbiodiniaceae.